AUGGAAUCAUUUUUGGAUUAUAUCGGACAGAAUGGAUUUGGAAAUCAGAAACCAGAUUUCGUUACAUCAAAGGAUGUUCUCCAAACAGCGACUUGUUCGGAAAAACAAAUUAAUCCACGUAUGCAAAAAUCUCAAAUGGAAUCAUUUUUGGAUUAUAUCGGACAGAAUGGAUUUGGAAAUCAGAAACCAGAUUUCGUUACAUCAAAGGAUCUUCUCAAAUCAGUGACUUCUUUGGAAACUCAUUUAAUCCACGUAUGCAAAGUGGGCGGAGUCAUAUUUGUACUGAAAAUGGAUAAAGAGAAUGCGAUGGAAUCGAAAAAUCAACUGAUUUUCAAUCAUUUGAUGACAAAGAAAUCGGAAAAUGAGCCAAUUCGAAACGAUUCAAUUCAAAAAGGAGUUUGGAAAGCUGAAAUGUUGAAUGGAGGAAAGAAAGAGUACAGUAUUCUGUAUUCUGGAAAAGUGGACGCAAUUCAAAAAACAAAAAUGGGAAAAUCGAGAAAUUAUGAGUUGGAAGUGGCAUUUGGAGGAUGCGAAAAUGAUGCAUUUUGGUGGGAAAAAAGUUGUAAAUUAUUCUGGAAAUCGUUUUUCGGAGCAUCUCCCUCUAUUAUAAUUGCAUCAAGAACUGGAGAGUUUGCACUCAAAAAGAAGAUUAAUGACAUUAUGAUCACUUAUCCAAAGAAUUCCAUUUAUGAGAUCAAAGAACUAUCUCGUGAUGAACUGCCUUCUCUAGCUGCUCCCAAUAAUCAACGACCCCUUUGGACAGUUUCAGAUGGAAAAAAGAACCUUUAUAAUUUUUUGAAAUUGGUCAAAAGUCAUGUGAAAAGAGAUGGUGACUGUUUUGUGAUCUCCAGAAUUCCGGGAAGUCAAAAAUGGAAUUUCAAACAGGAUAUUGCAUCUGUUGGCACAUUCAAAGAAGCUAUCCAAAUAAGUAUUCCUAAUUUAUGA
Caenorhabditis briggsae is the source of this 945-nucleotide messenger RNA. Lineage: Eukaryota; Metazoa; Nematoda; Chromadorea; Rhabditida; Rhabditidae. Gene Ontology annotation, biological process: nuclear-transcribed mRNA catabolic process; NAD-cap decapping. Bases 1 to 945 code for a protein of 314 amino acids. The transcript has 3 exons. Gene Ontology annotation, molecular function: mRNA 5'-diphosphatase activity. Gene Ontology annotation, cellular component: nucleus; cytosol. The record is from RefSeq and is a predicted model, not a curated record.